Molecule: messenger RNA, 1653 nt
Organism: Strongyloides ratti
Lineage: Eukaryota; Metazoa; Nematoda; Chromadorea; Rhabditida; Strongyloididae
Product: T-complex protein 1 subunit alpha
Exons: 2
Coding region: 1-1653 (550 amino acids)
Biological process (GO): protein folding
Cellular component (GO): chaperonin-containing T-complex
Molecular function (GO): ATP-dependent protein folding chaperone; ATP binding; ATP hydrolysis activity
Source: RefSeq, a predicted model, not a curated record
AUGGUUGAUCAAAUGUUAUCAAUUACUGGAAAAAGAAACACAGGAGAAUCUAUCAGAUCACAAAAUGUUAUGGCUUGUGUUGCUAUUGCAAAUGCUGUUAAAUCAUCUUUUGGACCUUGUGGUCUUGAUAAAAUGCUUGUAGAUUCUGUUGGUGAUGUUACUGUUACAAAUGACGGUGCAACUAUUUUGAAACUACUUGAAGUUGACCAUCCUGCCGCUAAGAUUCUUGUUGAACUUGCUCAACUUCAAGACGCUGAAGUUGGAGAUGGUACAACAACUGUUGUAAUUUUGGCUGCUGAAUUAUUGAAAGCUGCUCAGGAACUUAGCAAACAAGGACUUCAUCCAACUACAAUUAUAAAUGGAUUUAGAUUAGCUUGUAAAGAAUCUGUCAAAUAUAUAAAGAAUAAUCUUUGUGUUGAAACUGGAAAAUUAACUGAACAAAACAAAAUUGAUAUUGCUAAAACUUCUAUUGCUUCAAAGAUUAUUGGUGUUAACGAUGACUUUUUCCCAAAAAUGCUUGUUGAGGCUGCUGAAUUAGUUAAAGUUACUGAUAACUCUGGAAAAAUUACAUAUCCAAUAAGUGCAGUUAAUGUAUUAAAAGCUCAUGGACAAUCUGCAUCAGAAUCAACUCUUAUUAAAGGAUACGCUUUGAAUUGUACUAGAGCUAGUGAAGCUAUGCCUCGUACAAUUAAGAAUGCUAAAAUAGCAUGUCUUGACUUUAGUCUUCAAAAAGCUAAAAUGCAAUUUGGAGUUAGUAUUAAUGUAAAAGAUCCUGAAAAACUUGAAGCUAUGCGUCGUGAAGAAAUUGACAUAACUAAGAGAAGAAUUGAUAAGAUUCUUGCAGCAGGUGCAAAUGUAGUUCUUACAACUGGAGGUAUUGAUGAUCUCGCUAUGAAACAAUUUAUUAGUGCUGGAGCCAUGGCUGUAAGAAGAUGUAAGAAGGUUGAUUUAAAAAGAAUUGCCAAAGCUACUGGUGCUGUUUUAACAGCAUCUUUGGCUACACUUGAAGGUGAUGAAAAAUUCGAUGCAUCUUUACUUGGAAGUGCAAAAGAAGUAUCUCAAGAAAGAAUUUCAGACGAUGAACUUAUUCUCAUUAAGGGACCUAAAGCCAGAACAUCAGCUUCUAUCAUUCUCCGUGGUGCUAAUGAUAUGAUGUUAGAUGAAAUGGAAAGAGCUGUUCAUGAUGCUCUUAGUGCGCUCCAAAGAGUCUUAGAAAGUAACAAAAUUGUAUCUGGUGCUGGGUCUGUUGAGGCAGCUUUGAAUGUUCACCUUGAAUCUUAUGCUACAGCAUUAGCUAGUCGAGAACAAUUGGCUGUUGCUGAAUUUGCAGAAGCUCUUCUUGUUAUACCUAAAACUUUAAUCAUGAAUGCUGCACAAGAUAUGAGUGAUCUUGUUGCUGCUCUCAGAAAUUGUCAAUAUAAAUACUUGAAAACAGCCAACUCAAAAGAUGGAGAUAAAUCAUUGAAAUUUACAGGGCUUGAUUUAGAAAACAAUGCUAUUUGUAUACCAUAUGAAAAGGGUAUUAUUGAACCAAUGAUGUCUAAAAUUAAAUCAUUAAAGUUUGCAACAGAAGCAGCCAUAACAAUUCUUCGCAUUGAUGAUUUCAUUAAAAUUGAAAAAAUUGAAGAACCUAAACAUGAUGAAUGUCAUUAA